UGGCGUCAGUAGCUCAACUCGUUUGCAUGGCAGCUCAGGGAGGGUGGACAACAGGAACGUUUUCCGGGUUUCUCUUCCUGGGCUGGCACAGCGCUGGAGGCGAAAAGGUUCAUUGACGUUAUUUUAAAGUUAUAUACAGGCUUAUUGGACAUCCAUUAAACAGCAGUGAUGUCUCAGUCUGGAGAGAAAGGGAAGUUCCCAGAUGCUGCAGGAUAUGUAGGGUUUGCUAAUCUCCCAAACCAAGUUCACAGAAAGUCAGUGAAGAAGGGUUUUGAAUUCACCCUGAUGGUUGUAGGGGAGUCUGGUUUGGGCAAAUCUACAUUGAUAAACAGCCUGUUUCUCACAGAUCUCUACCCUGAACGUUACAUCCCCGGUGCUGCAGAGAAGAUUGAGAGGACAGUGCAGAUUGAGGCGUCAACUGUAGAGAUUGAGGAGAGAGGAGUGAAACUUCGCCUCACGGUGGUCGACACCCCUGGAUAUGGAGAUGCCAUAAACAGCCAGGACUGCUUUAAGACCAUCAUCCAGUACAUCGACAAUCAAUUUGAGCGAUACCUCCACGAUGAGAGCGGCCUGAACCGAAGACACAUAGUGGACAACAGAGUGCACUGCUGCUUCUAUUUCAUAUCGCCGUUUGGACAUGGUCUAAAACUUCUGGAUGUGGAGUUUAUGAAGGCCAUCCACAGCAAAGUCAACAUCGUCCCUGUCAUUGCCAAGGCUGACACACUGACACUGAGGGAACGGGAUCGCCUGAAGAGGAGGAUCUUGGAUGAAAUCGCAGACCACGGCAUCAAAAUUUACCAGUUGCCUGAUGCAGACUCCGAUGAGGAUGAGGAGUUUAAGGAGCAGACGAGGGUUCUCAAGGCAAGUAUUCCUUUUGCUGUCAUUGGCUCCAACCAAUUGAUUGAAGUAAAAGGGAAGAAGAUCCGUGGUCGUCUUUACCCCUGGGGAGUUGUAGAAGUGGAGAAUCCUGAGCACAAUGACUUCCUAAAACUACGCACCAUGCUCGUGACCCACAUGCAAGACCUCCAGGAGGUAACUCAGGAUCUGCACUACGAGAACUUCCGCUCCGAGAGGCUGAAGAGAGUGGGCAGAGGUGUGGAUGAGGAUGUGGUGGAUAAAGACCAGAUUCUGCUACAGAAAGAAGCUGAGCUGAGACGCAUGCAGGAGAUGCUCGCUCGGAUGCAGGCACAGAUGAACAUGAAGGCAGACGAGUGAGUUGGAGCAGAAGGGAAGUGUGAGGGUCUUUUGAGUGACACCAACACACAGGGACCUGGUCCUGAAUCCAUCUGUGACGCCCACCUUUACUCCCCCCCAGCGGGACCCUGGUAUCUGGGCACAGUCUGGUCUGAAUCAUUAUCUCCACACAUCUGCAUGCUGUCGCCUUGCCUUCCGUCCAACAAUCCAUCCAGCAGCUCCACCGUCAUGUUUUCUUCAACAUUUUGUUGUACUGUAGUUAUAGUCCAGGUAUGGAAUCUCUGUUCAGUAUUUUUUUUUUUUUUUGUGCCCUAGUUUGCAGAGUGUGACUGAACAGGAUUAGGAAAGGAUCACUGAAAAGAGUACGUAUUAGUGGAUGGUUAGCAUUUCUACAUGUUAUUUCCACUCUGCUGCCAUUGAAAAGUUAAAAUUCCUUAUGGAGUCUGUCACAUCAUGUUUACAAAAAUGCUUGCAGGUUUAUGUUUUUUCUUCCAGCCAUCAUUUGAACUGUUGUUCAGUUUUUCCAUUUAAUUUCAUAUCGGUUUUCAUCAUGUAGGAUCAUAUUAAAGUUAAGUCAGUUAUUGUUUUUUUGUUGUUUGUUUGUUUUUUCCGUUGCAAACCGUGUGACCUGCGUUGUCAGUGCUAAGCAACUACUACUGUCCAAAUAAUACUGUCCAGGAAUUGCAUAUAUUCAGUGAUAUUGUUUCAUGUUUGGAAAAGCCUGUUUGUACACUACGGAGUGGUUUUUAAUCUAUGCAGGCCUCACUGAUACAAGUGUCUGACUUUCAUUAUUUAUGCAAUUCCCUGUUUAAAAGCAAAUGUUAUACAGCAUCAUAAAGUAUUAGCUCUUCUGUUUCAUUCUAUUUUUUUGUUGUUACCAUAUCAAACUCAUGAACUAGAACCAAGUUCUUUGCCAUCUCUCCUGGGAUAUUUGACCUUGACGUAGGGGAUGACCUUUUUGCAAACUUCACACUGUUGAAAGAGUUGUUUAACUGAUGAUUUAACAAAAUUGUAACAUGUUUAUUCAGGUUGCCUCUUUUAUUUGAAUUUCUUUGGUUUGAAUAUCUGAAAUAUUUAUGAUGAGGUACACACAAAAAUAUAAGAUUUGGAAGGAGGGCAAAUAUUUUCCAUAGUGCUGUGUUCUGGCUGUAUGUGCUUUUAAUUCCCUCCAACCUUCAGUUUACACCAGAAUCAUCCAGCCUUAAGUUAGCACUAAAACAGUAACCUUUCUGUUCACCUUUGAUAUUUAUGGUCCACUGAUUAUGCCAUUGCUUCUAACUUUUUUUUUUUCUGUUAAAACUUAAUAUGAAACAUAAUUAUUGCUUGUAUUUAAAUGUGCCUCAGUGUAAAGUCUUAUUUUUAACGGUCAACGUUGUUUUUGCAUUUCUCACUAAUAAAAUCGCUUUUGAGAAGCUCAUUUGA
Thalassophryne amazonica is the source of this 2616-nucleotide messenger RNA. RefSeq lists its product as uncharacterized. Gene Ontology annotation, cellular component: septin ring; synaptic vesicle; microtubule cytoskeleton. Gene Ontology annotation, molecular function: molecular adaptor activity; GTPase activity; GTP binding. The record is from RefSeq and is a predicted model, not a curated record. The transcript is spliced from 12 exons. The coding region runs from base 169 to 1215 and encodes 348 amino acids. Gene Ontology annotation, biological process: cell division; cytoskeleton-dependent cytokinesis; regulation of exocytosis. NCBI's taxonomy places the organism in Eukaryota, Metazoa, Chordata, Actinopteri, Batrachoidiformes, Batrachoididae.